AUGCUCUCGUUUCCUAUGGCGUUGGCCUGGUCUUUAUUCUUGUUUUUUCUUCACCAAACUGUGGCUGUCCUAAAUUCCGACAAGCAAGCCCUCCUUGACUUUGCUUCUGCAGUUCCUCAUAGCCCAAAACUUAACUGGAAAUCUACUGCCCCAAUGUGCACUUCUUGGGUUGGUAUUACUUGUAACACAAAAGGCUCUCGUGUGGUUGCUGUCCACCUCCCUGGUGUUGGACUCUAUGGUCCUAUUCCAGCCAAAACACUUGGGAAACUGGAUGCCCUCACUAUACUCAGUCUUCGGUCCAACUUUCUUAGCGGGAAUCUCCCAUCAGAUUUGCUCUCCCUUCCUUCUCUCCGCUCUGUAUACCUUCAACAUAAUAACUUCUCUGGUACCAUCCCAUCUUCACUUUCUCCCAAGCUUGACUUGCUUGACCUCUCAUUCAAUUCCUUCAAUGGUUCUAUUCCAGCCACCAUACAAAAUUUAACACACCUCGCUAGUUUGAGCCUCCAAAACAAUUUACUCUCAGGAUCCAUACCUGAAUUCAAUAUAUCAGGGCUCACGCAAUUAAAUUUGAGCUACAACCUCUUGAAUGGUUCUAUUCCUGCUGCCCUCCAAAAGUUUCCCACCACCACCUUUGAAGGGAACAAUAUGUUAUGUGGACCACCACUAAACCGGUGUUCUAUAUUUACCCCCGCACCUUCUCCAAGCCCCACUUCCUUACCACCACCUCCAACGGUAACUAAAAGACCAAGUGAUGGCUCCAAGAAAAAACCAAGUAAGGGGUAUGUCAUUGGUAUUGCAGUUGGGAGUUCUGCAUUGCUAUUAUUUCUACUUUUUAUGAUGGUGGUUUGCUGUGUGAAGAAAAAAGGUGGUGGAAGUAAUGGUGUGCUAAAAGGGAAGGGUGGAAGGACUGAGAAGCCUAGGGAAGACUUCGGGAGUGGAGUACAAGAGGCUGAGAAGAACAAGCUGGAUUUACUAAGAGCUUCAGCUGAAGUGCUAGGAAAGGGGAGUUAUGGGACAACCUAUAAGGCCAUCUUGGAGGAGGGUACGAUGGUGGUCGUGAAGAGGUUAAAAGAAGUGGUUGUUGGGAAAAGGGAGUUUGAGCAACAAAUGGAGAUUGUUGGGCGUCUAGCCCAGCACCCAAAUGUCAUGCCUCUUCGUGCUUAUUACUACUCCAAGGACGAGAAACUCUUGGUUUAUGACUAUGCACCAGCUGGUAGCUUUUUCAGAGUGUUGCAUGGAAACAGGGAAAUAGGACGAACUGCUCUAGAUUGGGAAUCCAGACUAAAGAUCUGCCUUGGAACUGCAAGAGGAAUUGCCUAUAUCCAUUCUGCUAGUGGAGGAAAAUUCAUUCAUGGCAAUAUCAAGUCUUCGAAUGUACUCCUGAUGCAGGACCUCCGUGGCUGCAUCUCAGAUUUUGGUUUAACUCCUCUAUUGAGUUACCCUAGUGCUCCAUCUAGAAGUGCAGGUUACCGAGCUCCUGAGGUGAUUGAUAUGCGAAAAUCAACUCAAAAAUCGGAUGUCUAUAGUUUUGGUGUUGUCCUCCUAGAGAUGCUGACAGGAAAAGCACCAGUUCAAUCACCAGGGAAUGAUGAUGUAAUGGAUCUCCCAAGAUGGGUUCAGUCUGUUGUUCGAGAGGAAUGGACUGCAGAAGUGUUUGAUGAGGAGCUAAUGAGAUACCAAAACAUUGAAGAGGAGAUGGUGGAGAUGCUUCAAAUAGCAAUGGCUUGUGUGGCAGUAGUGCCAGACAUGAGGCCUACCAUGGAAGAAGUAGUUAGAAUGAUUGAAGAAGUCCGGCCAUCUGAAUCCGAGCACCGCCCAUCAUCAGAGGAGAAUAAAGGAUCAAAUACUCAAACCCCGUAG
Dovyalis caffra is the source of this 1860-nucleotide messenger RNA. The record is from the annotation of a GenBank genome assembly. NCBI's taxonomy places the organism in Eukaryota, Viridiplantae, Streptophyta, Magnoliopsida, Malpighiales, Salicaceae.